Messenger RNA from Salvia miltiorrhiza (redroot sage), 1505 nucleotides. Its product is annotated as homeobox-leucine zipper protein HAT22-like. Bases 533 to 1255 code for a protein of 240 amino acids. Gene Ontology annotation, biological process: regulation of DNA-templated transcription. The record is from RefSeq and is a predicted model, not a curated record. Gene Ontology annotation, molecular function: sequence-specific DNA binding; DNA-binding transcription factor activity, RNA polymerase II-specific. Lineage: Eukaryota; Viridiplantae; Streptophyta; Magnoliopsida; Lamiales; Lamiaceae. The transcript is spliced from 3 exons.
UCGAUCGGUCAACCAUUUUUUAUUUCUUCUCAUUUAAAAUCGAGCUCUACAAUGAUUUUUUUUUUCAUUUUUACUAAGAUUCUUGAUUAUUUUUAUUAUUCAAACUAAUUUUACUUUAUUCUUAUUUCAGUGAGAUUAGAGAUAUACUACUCUUGAGAAUAAAAAUACUCAAUUUUACAUAUAAUCAAUUAUGCAAAAUAAACGUCACCUAAAAGUAUACUUUCUCAUAAUUUUCCAACCCAAAUUCCUUUCCCUUCUCAUGAAUUCAUUCCUCCCUUGAAUGUUAUUUGUAUUAAUCAUAUGCACCCCACCCCGACCCACCCACCCACCAACCCACUCACUAGUUCGCUUACAAAAGCCUUUCCUCCUUGGUGCUGCUCCUCAUUUCUCUCACUACACACCAACAAAAAAGAAGUCUCUCUCUCUCUCUCAAGCAUAUACCUAUACCAUCACACACAACACACACCUUUCUCCUUUCCCAUACAAAAAGAAGUCCAAACUUUAGAGCAAAAAAUUAAAUCAAUAAAGACACAUGGGUGUUGAUGAUGAUUCAUGCCAAACCCGUCUGGUUCUAGGAUUGGGAAUUAGGAGCAGCGCAGAGAAUUCGAAGAAGUCAUUAUCAUCCUCGCCAUCUCUCACUCUCACCCUCUUCGGCGAAACCAUUAAUAAGAGGGUUGAUGUUUGCUCCAACGACAGCGCCGCGUCUUCUCUCUCCAACGCUAGUGUGAAGAGAGAGAGAGAGGUGGGCAGCGAGGAGGUUGAUGAAACAGAGAGAGUCUCAUCGAGGGGUAGCGACGAAGACGACGACGGAUCCAAUGGGAGGAAGAAACUUCGCCUUACCAAAGCUCAGUCUGCGCUUUUGGAGGAAAGCUUCAAGCACCACAGCACUCUCAAUCCUAAACAAAAGCAAGAUUUGGCGAUGGAGUUGAAGCUUAGGCCACGACAAGUUGAAGUUUGGUUCCAGAACAGAAGAGCCAGGACUAAGCUGAAGCAAACAGAAGUGGAGUGUGAGUUGUUGAAGAAAUGCUGCGAGACGCUGACCGAUGAGAACCGGCGUCUGCAGAAGGAGCUGCACGACCUCAAAUUAGCGCCGCCGCUCUACAUGAAGCUGCCGGCGGCGGCGACGCUCACCAUUUGCCCCACCUGCGAAAGGUUCAGCAGCAGCGGCGGCGGCCCUGCGGAAAACGCCACGAAGAGCCCUUUUGCUAAGCCGCACUUCUACAAUCACUUCACCAAUCCAUCGGCAGCGUGUUAGGAAAUAAAUGUUUAAUUUGUUGCAGAAUAUAUAUAUAUACAUAUAGUGUAUAUUGAUCCCACAAUUAACCCUGUUUUUUGGUUCGGUUAAGGGCAUGUAUUAAAAACUCUCAGUGUACGUAGCUUGUUAUAGAAAGUAGAUAAUUAAAUACUGAGUGUUAAUGAUGGUUUUUUUCUUUAUUCUAUUUUUGUCAAAUGGAUGUAUCCGUGUAUGUGUUUUAUAUAUAGAAUAUAGUGAAGGAAUUAUUGAC